Marmota flaviventris (yellow-bellied marmot) is the source of this 1327-nucleotide messenger RNA. RefSeq names its product 3-hydroxybutyrate dehydrogenase 2 (gene Bdh2). NCBI's taxonomy places the organism in Eukaryota, Metazoa, Chordata, Mammalia, Rodentia, Sciuridae. Gene Ontology annotation, molecular function: 3-hydroxybutyrate dehydrogenase activity. Gene Ontology annotation, biological process: siderophore biosynthetic process. Gene Ontology annotation, cellular component: cytoplasm. The record is from RefSeq and is a predicted model, not a curated record.
CGCCAAGUACUCAUUCCUCUAAAGUCUCUCUCUUCACCAGCACCUCUCAGACCAACUGCAGGACCUCCCACCCACACCGCCCUGCGCCUGCCCAGGCUUGUUCUUUGCUGUGAUCUUUCUGAAAUACAUCUCUGAUCAUGUGGUGUCCUUUCCAUGCAUCCUCAAGCCCACUGCCUACAGAAGAACUGGUGCUUUAGUAUGUGGAGUUUGGUCCAAGAAUAUGAAUGUGAUGUCUGGGCCACAGCAGCCACUUUGUGAGUUGGUAUGAAGUCAGAGGUACACUUGAAGGACAGAGCAGAGCAAGAAAAGGAACAAGAUUAAACCACAGUUUCCUCAUGGGUCGACUUGAUGGGAAAGUCAUCAUCCUAACAGCUGCCGCUCAGGGGAUCGGCCGGGCAGCUGCUGUGGCUUUUGCAAAUGAAGGUGCCAAAGUCAUAGCCACGGACAUCAAUGAGUCCAAACUUCAGGAACUGGAAAACUACCCAGGUAUCCAAACUCGUGUCCUUGAUGUCACAAAGAAGAAACAAAUUGAUCAGUUUGCCAGUGAGGUUGAAAGAAUUGAUGUUCUCUUUAAUGUUGCUGGUUUUGUUCAUCAUGGAACCAUCCUGGACUGUGAGGAAAAAGACUGGGAUUUUUCCAUGAAUCUCAACGUCCGCAGCAUGUACCUGAUGAUCAAGGCAUUCCUUCCUAAAAUGCUUGCUCAGAAAUCCGGCAACAUUAUCAACAUGUCCUCUGUGGCCUCCAGCAUCAAAGGAGUGGUGAACAGGUGUGUGUAUAGCACCACCAAGGCAGCCGUGAUUGGCCUUACAAAGUCCGUGGCUGCAGACUUCAUCCAGCAGGGUAUUAGGUGCAACUGUGUGUGCCCAGGAACCGUUGAUACCCCAUCUCUGCAAGAAAGAAUACAAGCCAGAGAAAAUCCUGAAGAGGCACUGAAUUAUUUCCUGAAGAGACAAAAGACAGGAAGAUUUGCAACUGCGGAAGAAGUAGCCCUGCUCUGUGUAUAUCUGGCUUCUGAUGAAUCAGCCUAUGUGACAGGCAAUCCUGUCAUCAUUGAUGGAGGAUGGAGCCUGUGACUGCAGGAUCUCCUGGUGGGGAAGGCAGGACCUUCUUGCCCAUGGUGAACCUGGUUGUGAAGAAAACUCAGUGAUCAUCUCUCUCCUAGGAAUGACAUUAAUGAAAAUGAGCCUUUUAAAAUUAUUGUUCCCAAGAAUCUAGUUCUUUAAUUAAUUUCUUUCCUAAUCUCUUCUGAAAUCAUUAUAAGUCAAAUAAAAAAUAUUGAACUCAUUAUCAAAAUAAUUUUUAAAAUAGACUUCAAUUUGUAAGCAUC